AUGGCCCAAUUAACCUCCCAUCACACUCUUCCUCCCUUCCCAGGAGACCUGAAGACCGCUCCUUUGGUCUCAGUGUCGUUUGCAAAACUAGAAGCGGACGACAACAAAUCAUCCUCAGACUUCUUCCAAGCAUGUAAAGAGCUUGGGUUCUUCUACCUCGACUUUGUAGGAUCGAAACUUGGAGAGACGAUCAUCUCCGAAGCCGAGGAAUUGAACAAGGUCCAAAAGGAGUUCUUUGCUCUUCCAAACGAGGUCAAGGAUGUUUAUGGUCGACCACAUCUUCAUCCUUUCUACGCGUAUAGGUACACGGAGACUGAAGGCAAAGAUGAGAACGGCGCACCAUUAAGAAACGCAAAUUACAACCUUCGUAAAGACGAUAUUCUUGGUCAGUGCGAGCGGCUAGCAUGCCACCCUUUGAUCCUCGAGCAUCAAGACCUCUUUGAACGAUAUGUCAGACACUGUCGAGCAGCAGUGGAUGUCCUCCUUGAACAUCUGAACACGCACCUCCAGCUCCCACCAGGCACACUGGCCAACCUCCAUCGGAUCCACGAGCGUUCAGGAGAUCACGUCCGAUUUACUCAGAAUCACCCUGGCGCGUUCAACGAGGACCGAGCACGUAGUGCCGAACACACAGAUUUCGGGUCAUUGACGAUUUUAUUCAACUGGCUCGGAGGUUUGCAAGUACGACUACCGGUCACCGAUGAGUGGGUUUACGUCAAACCUAUCCCAGGGUCCUGUAUCGUCAAUCUCGGUGAUGCGAUGGUCAAAUUUACUGCUGGUAUACUCCGAUCGAACAUUCAUCGAGUCGUUCCAGCGCCUAGUACACAGGCUCACCUCACUCGAAACAGUUUGGUCUUUUUCACUCGACCCGAAGAUAAAGUUGUCCUCAGACGAUUGAAGGGGGGGAUCAUCGAUGCUCAACCACAAUCGUUAGUACCUGAACCCGAGAUGACAAGCCACGAGUGGAUAAUGGGUAAAGGCACUGGACGUCUUCCAGGCGUGUUCACAUCCAAAGGUUUCGAAGGAAAAGCUCGAAAUCCUGAGCCUCAAGUACCUGUACCGGUCAGUAUACCAGCCUAG
This is a messenger RNA of Kwoniella botswanensis, 1080 nucleotides long. RefSeq lists its product as uncharacterized. The transcript is spliced from 2 exons. NCBI's taxonomy places the organism in Eukaryota, Fungi, Basidiomycota, Tremellomycetes, Tremellales, Cryptococcaceae. Bases 1 to 1080 code for a protein of 359 amino acids. Gene Ontology annotation, molecular function: 2-oxoglutarate-dependent dioxygenase activity. The record is from RefSeq and is a predicted model, not a curated record.